Colletotrichum lupini is the source of this 1389-nucleotide messenger RNA. RefSeq lists its product as uncharacterized. Lineage: Eukaryota; Fungi; Ascomycota; Sordariomycetes; Glomerellales; Glomerellaceae. Bases 1 to 1389 code for a protein of 462 amino acids. The record is from RefSeq and is a predicted model, not a curated record. The transcript is spliced from 9 exons.
AUGAGAGUGCUUGCCAUAAUUUCUGCACUAGAAGAGUUUCUUUUGCCUUUUGCCUCUCCCGGAACCCUACGGAACACCAGCGCGGAGCAUAAUCUCACUUCGAUAUCACGAUGUGCCAAAAUGACGACCUCGUCUGAUGGCCCGUCGAUUGCCAGGUCAGCCAGUGCUGUCUGGAAGACUCACUUCCCUUUCAUAUUCAGAUCGUUCGGCCGUUAUGCGCAUCAAUUUCCAGGCAGCGGGACGUUGGAGGAUUCGAAGGGACGAUUUCGACUACAUAUUCCAGACGGUCUCUGUCUUCUCAACUCCUGGAACCAGUCAGCCGGCCACCGACAGCAAAAGUCGCCGUACUCAGCCACACAAGUCCAUGCCGUCCUCGUUCUCAAUUGCCUCAUGGGCUUUGUCAAACUGACUGGCUUCAUCAACGGACGAGGUGGUUUUCCUGAAAUGGACUCUCGAAUGAAAAUAGUUUGUCGUCCCGGUGGGAUCGAUGGGAUUUCCUGUUGGGAUUCGGCUGCGACGAUGCUCACCUCGUCUCCCAGAGUCCCCACGACUCCGGCAAAACUUGUCUCUGAAGUGAGCGGCUCAUGUCUAAAACUUCCAAAAUCGGAACCCGAGGGACCGCAGUGUGGCCUGUGUCUCGAGUUGCAAACGAUUAUUUCCAAAUACCUACCAACUGAUCUGCGAUGGAACCAGGAAUCCGGGGAUGCCAAGAGUUGUAACCAAUAUGCAACCGAUAUCAGGCGCGAGAAAGAUUAUGGAACAAAGGAUCUGCAGAUUCCUUGGAGGACAUCGUUUCCUCAACCUCCAAGGCCUCACCCUGGACGCCUCGGCCAUGGCCGAAAACACAGCCCAGUCGAGGUUGCACGCCAGGUUUCUCCUACACACUACCACGCUUCUGAUACUAGCCCGGGGCCCGAACGUCCAAGAUUGGAUUCCCUUUUCUUCCCCGCGGGGGCGGAACCUGCGGAUCGCGUGAGGCGACGUUCGAUUGCCUGUCUAGAUCACUGGUUCGGUAUUUCGGCAGCCUUCUUGACUGACAACGGCCACCGACGACGGCAUACUGCACCCGCGCCGCCUGAACCAAAGUUCAAGGACAAGGGGCUGUCAGAUUUACAGUUCUAUGCUUCUUUCUUAUUCCGUCACCAGGCCCUAGUCAUUUGUCAAUUGCGCAUAUCAGCAGUUCUCGAGAACGGUGGGACGAAGCGAAGCGGUUUGAGGCGGUUUGACCUUGCUGUGUUCUGCAGCGACGGCCCAACCACAGCAUCUUUCAACCACCAAAAGGGGAUCAGGGGGAUUGAACAAAGUUUGCAGCCUUCAAACAUGAAAAAACGCGAAGAGAGGAUGAGAAGAGGGGCACGAGCCAGGCAGAUCACCCGUGGUCGUGGUUAA